This is a messenger RNA of Lodderomyces margitis, 1860 nucleotides long. RefSeq lists its product as uncharacterized. Gene Ontology annotation, molecular function: protein binding. The coding region runs from base 1 to 1860 and encodes 619 amino acids. The transcript has a single exon. The record is from RefSeq and is a predicted model, not a curated record. Lineage: Eukaryota; Fungi; Ascomycota; Pichiomycetes; Serinales; Debaryomycetaceae.
AUGCUAGACCCUUCAUCAAGAUUAAGAAAUGCCGUAAUAUCUGGCAAUCUUGCCAUAGUCAAGCGGAUACUUUCGCGCUUUCCAGACUUGUGGCUCAAUGUCGACCCUAACCAUCAGGGAUGGUCCAAUCUACAUUAUGCCUCUUAUCACGGUCAUUACUUGAUAUGUUUCCAUUUAAUCACCUUCAUCAACAAGACGUUGGGCAAUUUGCAAAAUGAAUACACUACAUUGGAUUUAUUGACUUUUGACAACUUGAACGUGCUUCAUUUAUGUAUGGAACAUCAUCAUUCACAAACUUUGCAUUAUUUAUUACAGGAAUUCCCGGGUAAAAUAUGGCUCAACUCAUUGGGCGGAGAGCAUAAACAAUCUGCGUUGCAUUACAGUUGCAAAUACGACUUUAAAGAGGGAACCAACUUGUUGUUGGAAUUUGGCGCCAAUUACCAAUUACUUGACGCCAAUGGAGAUACCUGCCUACAUUUGUGUUUUCAAUACGGCAGUCGAGAUUGCUUGUGUGAGAUUUUGAAUUACAUUAUUGCCGAGUCCAAGGACAAAAGGUCGGCGCAAAUGGCAUUGGAGACUCUUGAAAAGGUCAAAAACUUUAAUGGAUGGAUUGCAAAGGAUUUUGCUUCCAGUUUUGAAUUGAUUCAACAGUAUGAAGUGAUAAAGAACCGGAGCUUGGCAAAUUUUGAUUUUGCAACGCCGCCACAAAUGAAACAUCAACUUUGGUUGGAUUCGGCGAAAGCCAAUAGCUCGUCACAAGUGUCCUUGGAGGAGAAUAAGGUAUUGACUAGCCCGAUUGCACUGAUGUCUAUACAGCUGCAAAAUCUGCAACAGCUGUUGCGACCGCAGUACAGGAGACAGCAUUCGCAAUCGUUGCCGAAUGAACACAAGACAUCGCCGAACGACCUGAUUCAGCCCACUUCUAGACAAAGAUCAAACACUGCGGUUAAUAACAAGCCUACACCACUAAACAUUUCAACGAAAACAUCACAUACAUCCUUGCAGGGUAGCUCUAUUGGGCUGAUACACGGAAUGGUUGCACCAUUGACUCCAUUGAACCCGCCGAAGACACCAUCGAUCAAGUCGGUCACAAUAUCACCGGUAGCAGCUGACCUAGGGGUCUCAAGUAUUGAUAAAGAGAAAGAGUUGGAUUCUCCGCAAUCAGUGUCUAGUGGUUCGUCGUAUUUUGCACAACCAGGUGACCAUCAAUACAUCACAAACACAAGAGCACGCAAACCCUCAUUUUCAAAAUCAUCGGUAUUACCCUCGAUAAGUUCACCCGUAACUAAUUUAUACACAGAAAGUCCAAAUCUGCAGCAGGUGGCCUCGCCAAGCAUGCAAAUACAACAGAAUGAAUUAAAGCCAAUUCGUACGUCGUCAAGCUCUUCAAUUGCAGCUAAGGUAGCUUUUAAUUCCAGUAGAUCAUCAUUACAAAACCUGUCUGAUGCUAGCCCAGUCAAAACAAGACCGAGAUCUUCUUCGCGACAGCAUUCUAACCUCAGCAAUAGCCGAGUCAACAGUUUCAAUAGUACAUCAAGUGCAAACAGUGUCACUUACAGCAUACCACAGGGGUCUUCAAUGUCAAACAGUUCCGGUUCAAGUUAUGAGACAGUGCAUCGAAUUACAGAUGGCAUAGAGAGAAACGAAGCAAGCACGGGAAAUUCAAAGUCUAGUAUAAACGACUUUGUAUUGCGGAAAUCAAGGUCGUCUGGCACGUUACCUUCAACUAUUCCAAAGAAUAAUGGACAUCAUGUAUUUACAAACAAUGCCGGGAAUUUGAGUCUUACGUCGUUAAACAGCAACAAUGAGUACGACAAAAAAACUUCGGUAAGUAGCAUAACUUUUAGUCGUGUUAGAUAG